Messenger RNA from Bombina bombina (fire-bellied toad), 1131 nucleotides. RefSeq names its product mast cell protease 8. Gene Ontology annotation, biological process: proteolysis. Bases 9 to 770 code for a protein of 253 amino acids. Gene Ontology annotation, cellular component: intracellular membrane-bounded organelle; cytoplasm. The transcript has 5 exons. Gene Ontology annotation, molecular function: serine-type endopeptidase activity. The record is from RefSeq and is a predicted model, not a curated record. NCBI's taxonomy places the organism in Eukaryota, Metazoa, Chordata, Amphibia, Anura, Bombinatoridae.
GAUGCAUUAUGGCGUCUUGUGAAGCACUUGCAGGACUAACAGCACUUCUCUGCCUCAUCCAAUUGGGGCACACAGGGCACACAGAAUCUGUAAACAGCAAGAUAAUUGGUGGACAUGAAUCUCUUCCACACUCCAAACCUUGGAUGGCGUACAUCACCUACUCUAAUGAAGAUGGAGACACGUUGGUGUGUGGAGGAUUUCUAAUCAGGAAGGAUUUGGUGAUGACAGCUGCACAUUGCUUUGGGAGGAAUACCAGAGUGUCUCUAGGACUUCAUUCUGUGGGUGAAAGGAAUGAACAAAACACAUUCUCUGUGCUUAUCUACUAUCGUCACAGCAACUACGAUAGUAAUACGCAUGAAAGUGACAUCAUGAUACUGCAGAUAAAACGUCCAGUACAUUUGAAUGAUGCCAUCCAGAUCAUUGGUCUGCCAGCUAAGAACAAGCGGGUGGCGGUCGGUACGACAUGUAACGUUGCAGGCUGGGGGAAGAUAAGGAAUGACAUGGUCUCCCUGGUGCUAAUGGAAGUUAAUGUGACUGUUGUCAACAGAAGAAAAUGCCAAGAAAUACUAAACAUUUCCAUCAGUGACUCCAUGAUGUGUGCAGGAACACCUGGCACCAAGGGGGAUGCAGCAGAGGGUGACUCUGGAGGACCUCUGGUGUGUGACAGUAUAGCCACAGGAAUUGUGUCCUUUGGAAAGGAGAAGCCUCCAGGAGUUUACACCCAAAUAUCCAGCUUCCUGCCCUGGAUUAGGAAGAUUAUGUCUGGAUGACUUUCCUUAAAGGGACAUUAUACACUCGAUUUUUCUUUACAUAAAUGUUUUGUAGAUUAUUCAUUUAUAUAGCCUAUACAGGUUUAAAAAAAAUAUAUAAAGUUUUGCUUAUUUUUAAAUAACAUUGCUCUGAUUUUUAGACUCCUAACCAAGCCCCAAAGUUUUAGGAGAAUACCGACGUAUACCUACUCCAGCUUGCUUCUGUUUGUGUAAAGGGUCUUUUCAUAUGAAGAGAAGGGGGAGAGUACCUGUUAUUUCCCCCUUAAAGUGAGUGUUCUAGCUACCUUUUUAACAGGAAUUAUUACAGGCAUUAAAAAAAAAAGAUGUUUAUUACUUUGAUUAAAACCCAAAUUUCAUAUCA